Messenger RNA from Mytilinidion resinicola, 1700 nucleotides. RefSeq lists its product as uncharacterized. Gene Ontology annotation, molecular function: DNA replication origin binding. NCBI's taxonomy places the organism in Eukaryota, Fungi, Ascomycota, Dothideomycetes, Mytilinidiales, Mytilinidiaceae. The coding region runs from base 9 to 1361 and encodes 450 amino acids. The record is from RefSeq and is a predicted model, not a curated record. Gene Ontology annotation, biological process: DNA replication initiation; DNA replication. The transcript is spliced from 3 exons. Gene Ontology annotation, cellular component: nucleus; nuclear origin of replication recognition complex.
AAUCCACGAUGUUGCCCGACGAGCUUGUUCUAACGACUUUAAACUCACAAUUUCCAUGCAGAGAGCUUCAGAUAAGACAGCUUUUGAGCUUAUUUUCGCCUUUCCUCCCUAGUCCUCCAACCCUCGUUGUUCAUGGCCUCGAUGCCACGGGAAAAUCCUCAAUUGUCAAAGCCGUGCUCGAAGAGAACAGUAUCUCACACGCGAUAGUCAAUUCCCGAGAAUGCAUCACAGGCCGACACCUUCUGGAGCGCACGCUUGUUGCAUGCCUCGAUGUAGUCGAGGCUUCUUCGGAGGAGAAACUCGAUAGAAAACCUUACGCUCGGUGCGAGAAUAUCAGCGCUCUAUCCACACAUCUCCAGCGACUGUUUGAAGGCAGAGAGAAGUUCACACUGGUCUUUGAUGGGAUAGAUAAGCAGCGCGAGGCUCCGCCCACCCUACUCACAGCUCUUGCGCGAUUUGGGGAAUCGAUUCCAAACUUCAGCAUCGUCAUGAUAAUAACCGUACCCCAUCCCAGCGCCCUUCACCAGACCGGCAUACCUCACGUCCAUUUCCCACCCUACACCCGCGAUGAAAGCAUCACUAUUCUGUCUCGCAAUCCACCACCUAUCUUCCUCGAACUAUCCGAUCCCGAAUUGGAAUACACAGACGAUCUUGCGGCUGAGGACAAUGCCUGGGUUUGGGGACGUUUUCUCGCUGCAGUCUGGGAUUCAUUAGCCAAAGGCGCUGCGCGAGAUUUGGUCAGUUAUCGCGUCGUGUGUACAAAACUGUGGCGACCAUUCGUAGCUCCGAUCGUGGACGGUACAUUCGGCACUCGAGACUUCUCUCGCCUAAUGGUCCACCGACGUACUAUUUUCCAAGGCGAAGACGCGUUGCUAUCGCGAAUCGUGCCAAAGUCUACUACCGUUGCAAGCGCAGCAUCGACCCACGAUUUGCCAUGUUACUCCAAAUACCUCCUAUGUGCCGCAUAUCUCGCCUCUUUCAAUCCGGCUCGGCAGGACAAUGUCUACUUCAUGAAGGCUAGCGACAAGAAGCGGCGGCGGAGGAAAAACAACACGGGCUGGACUGCGAAGAAUCGGAAGAUAUCUCGACACUUGCUGAUGCCCUCGCCGUUCUCCCUGGAUAGGCUACUGGGCAUUCUACGUGCAAUUUUACCACACGACCUCGCACAGACGGCGGAUAUAUACACUCAGAUUGCGACCUUGUCUUCCAUUCGAUUGCUCGUAAGAACGGGAGCUGUAGGAGCAGAUGUGCUGGAUCCAGGAUGCAAGUGGAGGGUCAACUAUGGGUUUGAGUAUGUUUCCAAACUCGGUAGGAGCGUAGAUUUCGAGAUUGGAGAGUAUCUCGCUGGUGGCGGCGAGUGAGGUACACCGGGCGUCCGAGAUAACUCAGCGAAUCGUUCCACAUCACCAAGCUCUAUUGGUUCAACCUUUUGACACUACCUCGACGGCCCAGACGCAGUGGCAACACAAAGUACGCAGACAUAUGGGGACGCAUUGUGCCGAGAGCGUCCAUUAAUACAUUUUCACAAGUACUCGAUCUAACUACCAUCAUAGACUCUUAUGUGGAGUUCUUGGUUCCAUGCCCGAGGAAUAUAUAGUAGCUACUAGUGACUAAUUACCUCUAUAGAUGCGUAUAGGGAGACCUAUCGCCUUCUCUGUAGAUUUUUAUUCCUUUUGAGUUGUACCAUAAAGUUGACGAUG